Molecule: messenger RNA, 678 nt
Organism: Fibroporia radiculosa
Lineage: Eukaryota; Fungi; Basidiomycota; Agaricomycetes; Polyporales; Fibroporiaceae
Exons: 4
Coding region: 1-678 (225 amino acids)
Source: RefSeq, a predicted model, not a curated record
AUGCGUCUGCCGUCGUUAUUCUCUCAGCUUCCCCUGCUGCUACUUCCCCUUCUCGCGCACGCCGCGCACGACGACCAGCUCCCGCUUGACUCUCCCGCACAUAUCAUGCGCCCCACAUCCUCCGGUGACCACCAAGACUACACAUACAAGCCCACGACGUAUUCCCAGCCUACGCUUGCGGACCUGCUAACAAUCGAGCCCCGCGCAUCGAUCUUCUUCUCGUACGCCCGCGAGACGGCGGCGCUGAGCACGCUCUUCGCAGACGUGAACGGGCGGAGCACAGUGCUGGUCCCCACGAAUCGCGCCGUAAUGGCGCUGGCAAGGAAGCCCCGUUUAGGAGCUGACAUGUUUUCGUCGAUGGACAGGCACCAGGGCCCUACGCCGCCCGACUCGGGCGUGAUCCUUCCUGAAGCAGAGUUCGACACGCUCUCGCGCGAAAACGUCGAGCGGUGGGUCUCCGCGCAUAUUAUACCCAAGUCACCGAUCUCCCUACUUGAUCCCCCAACGCAUGCAACACUGCUGGCCGGGAAGAACGUCUCGUUCCGCUUUGUGGGCGGAGAUGAGGGUGCAGGAGAGUGGGCACGUGUACGACUUGAGGAUGACGUGAGACUUGUUGAUAUGAAGGAGGCAGUGAACGGGGUAAUAUACGUCAUUGACGGGACAGUGAAGUUGGAUUGA